Messenger RNA from Colletotrichum karsti, 1116 nucleotides. RefSeq lists its product as uncharacterized. The coding region runs from base 1 to 1116 and encodes 371 amino acids. Lineage: Eukaryota; Fungi; Ascomycota; Sordariomycetes; Glomerellales; Glomerellaceae. The transcript has a single exon. The record is from RefSeq and is a predicted model, not a curated record.
AUGGCCGAAGUUAAGAUCAAGCGCAUCGACGUCUUUCAGGCUGAUUUGCCUUACUCAGGCGGGGUUUACUACCUGUCCGGAGGGCGUGAGUACCCCAGUUUCGACGGCACCUUCGUACGUAUCACCACCGAGUGCGGCAUCGAGGGCUGGGGGGAGAGCACGCCCUUCGGAUCGACCUUCAUAGCUUCACACGCUCUGGGAGUUCGAGCCGGUAUUGCGGAAAUCGCCCCAAGCUUGAUUGGACUUGAUCCACGAAGAGUCGAUCGGAUUAAUGAAGCUAUGGAUGCGGCGCUCCUCGGUCACGAACACGCCAAAGCCGCCCUGGAUGUUGCAUGCUGGGACAUCUUCGGCAAAUGGGCAGGUCUUCCUGUAUGUGAACUUCUUGGAGGCCGCACAGACUACAAGAUACCCAUCAUCACCUCUCUCCCGGUUCGCGGACCGGAAGGCAUGCGGGCCCUCGUCCAGGAGUACCGGGAUAAGGGAUCGAUCGGAUUCUCGGUCAAGAUCGGCGGAGACCCUGUCGUUGAUGCCGCCCGCAUCGUCGAGGCUUUUAAGGACAAGAAGCCUGGCGAGUUUUUCAUUGUCGAUGCCAACGGCGGGCUGACCGUGGAGGGAGCUUUGAGAAUGUUGAGGCUUCUACCCGAGGGCCUUGACUUCGUUCUGGAAGCACCAUGUCAGACUUGGAGGGAGUGCACGUCGCUACGACGCAGGACGAACGUGCCGAUCAUAUUCGACGAACUCGCCCUGACGGAUGUGUCAAUGAUUCAGAUGAUUGCGGACGACGCGGGUGAAGGUAUCAACUUCAAGCCUCAGAAGUUUGGCGGUCUUACUCGGUCACGCCGUGUGAGGGACAUUUGCGUCGCGGCAGGGUAUAUCAUGAGCGUGCAAGAGACGUGUGCUUCUGAUAUUGGGUUCGCGGUUCUCGUUCACCUGAGCCAGUCUAUUCCGGAGAGGAACCUGCGCUGCGUACUUGCUAGUCGCGACAUGGUCACGUUGAAAACGGCGGAUGGCGCAUUUGAGAUUCGCGAUGGACAUAUUCAGGCACCCACUGAGCCAGGACUCGGCAUAACGCCUCGGAUGGACGCUUUGGGGCAGUCUGUUGCUAGUUACUUCUAA